Lytechinus variegatus (green sea urchin) is the source of this 19251-nucleotide messenger RNA. RefSeq names its product histone-lysine N-methyltransferase 2C-like. The transcript is spliced from 51 exons. Gene Ontology annotation, biological process: positive regulation of transcription by RNA polymerase II. Gene Ontology annotation, molecular function: histone binding; histone H3K4 methyltransferase activity; transcription coactivator activity. Bases 286 to 14904 code for a protein of 4872 amino acids. The record is from RefSeq and is a predicted model, not a curated record. Lineage: Eukaryota; Metazoa; Echinodermata; Echinoidea; Temnopleuroida; Toxopneustidae. Gene Ontology annotation, cellular component: MLL3/4 complex; nucleus.
UUUGGAGGUCACAUAGAGUGAAAAGGCAUUCAAUAUGGCGGCAUCAUCAGUAGACAAGUAAUCGUGAUGAAAAUAUUCAAACCCUUUGUUUCUAUUAAUGGGCAUCAAACCCCGCCUGAUAUCCACCUGCAAAAGUGCCACCACUAUAUUGUCUCAUCGGCCUCUAUCCAAGCCCUUUCCACCGCCCUCUCGCAUCACACCUACUCUGCCAUUACCAUGCUGCUCUACUAAAUAUUUAAGCUCUCUCUACUGGUCCACUAACCAUAUACUGGAGCUGAUAAUAUUAUGUCAGGACGCAGGAAAAGACUCGGCCAAAAGCCAGAACCAGAGGUCUCGAUGGAUGUUGAAAACAUUCCGCAGAGGAGAGGGCGAGGUAGGCCAAAACGUGAAACAUUCAAUGUCAAUGAAAGGAGAAGAGGCCUCAGAAUGGAAGAUGGAGGUGAGGAGGAGCCCACGGAUCUUGCAAUAACUAUGGAUACAACUCUCAGUAACUUGGAGGUCAUAGACCCUUCUAACAAACUAACCUUGGACAAUGAAUCACUGGAGGAUGACCCAGAGGACGAUGACCCCGGUGACAUGUCCCAUAUGAUAGACAAUUCAGAGCAAUUAGUGGAAAGAACUUGUAGCGACCAGUCACUGGUCAAGUCUUUGGAUUCUUACAGUGCUGCAACGGACAGUGGUGUAACAUCUCCUGAGCUGAGCCACAGAGGGGUCAGUCCGGGGCAUAUGGGAGGUUAUGGGAUUGGUAUAAUGGAUGAAACCCAGUAUGAGGAUGAUGCAAUGGAUUGUAAUAAUGGUAGCACUGAUCCAAUCUGUUCCCUCUGCUGCUGUGGUGAGCGUAGCUUGCUAGGGCAGGGUGACCUACUGCGGUUUGAACCCACCCCAGGAUUCAACCCUUUUAGGAAACCCUUACCCAGGUCAAGACGGACUUAUGAGGAAGAUGCUCCUUAUAAUCCCCAUGAGAGGAGCCAGAAGCAUCUUACGUGGAGACGAGCUCGGGGACCCCCAAAGACUCAUAAACAUGGACAGGGGGAUAGAAGUAAAUCACCUCGUAGGAGUAAUCCAGAUGCAAUGAAGGACCCUGCGUUAGAGGGUGUGGAUGAAUUGAGUCAUGUAGGCCAUGCUGAAGAACCCGAUCUCCAUACUCUCUUUGAAUCAACAGGUCACACAACAGCACAUCAUUGCUGUGCUGCCUGGUCAGAUGGUGUUUGCCAAAAUGAGAACUUUCAACUCCUCAACGUAGAUAAGGCUGUAUUCUCAGGUAUCACUCAGCGCUGCAGUUACUGUCACAGGUUUGGAGCCACUAUUUUCUGUGUGGAGCAAGGCUGUAACAGGGUGUAUCACUACCCAUGUGCUGCAAGCAGUGGUUCCUUUCAGGGUAUCAAGUCUCUAAUUCUGCUGUGUCCUGAACAUCUGGAUUUAGCAGAGGAUAGGGUUGAAAUGGAGGAGUUAGAAUGUGCCAUCUGUGACACGCCUGGCAACCUCUCUGAGUCUUUAUUCUGCACUAGUUGUGGACAGCACUACCAUGGCUCUUGCCUAGACCCACCCGUCUCCAUCGAUCCUGUAGUCAGGGCAGGAUGGCAAUGCCCGAACUGCAAGAUAUGCCAAACCUGCAGGCAACCUGGGGAUGAUAACAAGAUGCUUGUGUGUGAUACAUGUGAUAAGGGCUAUCACACAUUCUGCCUGAAACCAGCUAUGAUCACCAUUCCAAAGAAUGGCUGGAAAUGCAAGACCUGUAGGGUAUGCACUGAUUGUGGUUCAAGGACACCAGGUAACGGUCCCAGCUCAAGGUGGCAUCAUAACUACACAGUCUGUGAUAGCUGCUAUCAACAACGCAACAAGGGCUACUGUUGCCCCAUUUGUGGCAAGGCAUACAGGCAUCACACUACGCACAAAGUCAUGGUCCAAUGUCAUCUAUGCAAUAGGUAUGUUCAUGCUGAAUGCGAUGACAGGACGGUUAUAAGCAAGUAUCAACAGAGCAAGGCUGCAGGCCAGCCCACACCGUACAAGUGUCCAGACUGUCGUCAUAGACCAAACAGGGGACUAGAAUUAGAGAGGAGAAGAUCGGCAAGCCCGUUUGAGGAUGGGGCAAGAAGUCCUUUUGCCUCUAGCUCAAGAACACCUCCUCAUCUUCCGAUUCCUGAUGACACCUCUCAGGACAUGUCACUGAGUGCAUCCAGUGUUCAGGAGGAUAGUCUUAGUCUAAGUAGUAUCGACACAGAUUACACCAUGACAUCAGACGAUAAGAAGCCAGAGUUACAGCAGGAGUUUUCAGCAUCAUUAUCAGGAUCUAGUGGGAGUUUGUCAAUGACUUUUGCCUCUGUCACCAGACAUCAUGGAGGAGGUAAACCACUGGAUAGACUCAGUCAGCUGGAGAGGAUGGGGAGAAGAAGAUUUAGUGGAAGGCCAAGGGGAAGAGGCAGUAGUAGCUAUGCAGCUGUAGGAAGGAGGAGAAGGCAAGGGAGUAACGUUGGUGGGAGGAGAGGUCCCAAACCCAAGAUCAAGAUCGCUGCCCUACCUCCUGCAUCACCACCGCCAUCAAGUGAGUUGGAAGUGUUGGAGCCAGUGGUGGUAGAGAAACCUUCAGCUAAGGAGAAGGAUGAUGAAGAUACCUCCAUGCAUAGUACAGUGGUCCUCUUCUCAGUGGAUGACAAGUUCACUGCUACUCAGGACAUGUGUUUGAGCUGUGGUAGCUUUGGCCUUGGAUCUGAAGGAAGAUUAAUAACAUGUUCACAAUGCGGCCAAUGUUAUCAUCCGUACUGUGUCAACAUAAAGAUCACGAAGGUUGUAUUAUCGAAGGGCUGGAGGUGUUUAGACUGUACUGUGUGUGAAGGAUGUGGCAAGUCAAGCGAUGAAGCUAGGUUAUUACUGUGUGAUGACUGUGAUAUCAGCUAUCACACGUACUGCUUGGAUCCACCGCUGCAGACUGUGCCGAAAGGUGGAUGGAAAUGCAAAUGGUGUGUCUGCUGCACUCACUGCGGGUCAGUGACGCCUGGGGUGAAUUCUGACUGGAUGAAUAACUACACUCAGUGUGGCCCCUGUGCCAGCAUGACACAUUGUGCAUACUGCCUCAGAAUCUACAGGGACAAUGAACUCCUCUGUCUGUGCUCUCACUGUCAAAGGUGGCAGCAUUCACUUUGUAACGGCUUAUACACUGAAGAUGAAACAGAGAGGGCCAUGGAUAAAGGCUUUAUCUGUAUCCUAUGCAGACCCUUACUUCCUGAACCGGAACCUCAGCUUCCAGAACCCAGUACAGAGGAACCACCUCCUAGAAUACCAAAACUAGCAAUAAAAGAACCAGAACUUCAUAAUAAAGAGUUCUCUGUAGAAGGGGUGAGACUGACAGAGACAGGCUUCAAGCAGAUCAGUAGCAUGGCAAUGGCUCGUACUCACAAGAAAUCUAAGAAGGUCAGAUCCAGUCUGAAGAUGGGUAGCCUGGCCAUCCUCCGUAGCUUGGCUGAUCCACACUCGGACAUCUCCAAGAUCGCUGAUCAAGAAUAUGACCCUGAAGGUAUUGGAAGAGUAGAUCCAGACAAAUGGAGGGGAGUAGGUCAUGGUGAGAAGAACGAUAGCAGUGGAGGCGAGGGAAAGCAUCAUCAUCAUCACCACCACCACCAUCACCAUCAUGACAAGAAGAAAUCAAAGCAUAGAUCAUCACUAAGGCCAGGUGUAGGAGGUUUCAUUGCCAAGCCCAGGGGCUUUCACUCUCACAAGGAGAACCGGAUGGCAGCUAUGAGUAGAAGUAUGUCGGAAGGGGCUCCAGAUACCAUGGAUUCAUACCGGGAUCAAUCAGAACUUCUCCAGAGAACUCAUUCACUAGGAGAAGAAGGUUACUAUGAAAAAUCAAAGAAGAGGAAAAAAGCCCACAAGAGAAGUCAGCUAGAGAACCAGUUUCCAUCAUAUCUUCAGGAGGCAUUCUUUGGUAAGAUGCUUCUUAAUUCAAGUAAAGAGCAGCCUACCUUCAACACAAAGUUGGAUAUCUCAGACGAAGAGAGCAAAAAGCCAUCUCAGCCAAGUAAAGGUACUGAAAUCAUCAAACUGCCCUCAGCAGACCAGAAGUCAUCAUUAAGUGCAAGCUCGUCUAAACAGACCCAACCCAAUCAAGCAGAGGCUGGUGGAACGGUAGACGGUGCUGCGGGAGAACUCGGUUCUGGUGAAGAUCCCCUCAACUUCUUGCCUCAGGAUGAACUCUUUGGUAUGCUGAUAGGAGAUGGUCUCGGGAAGAAUGGUGAAAACCUGGAUAUUGACAGCAUCGAUGCCGAAGCUACACAGUCUAGUACAGCAGAGUCAAACGCACACACAACUCAAGCCAGUUCAUCAUCUGAUCACAUGAAUGAGCUGGAUUCAUUGCUUUCAUAUAAUUUACACAUUGUUCCUGAAGAUUUGGCUCACAUAGACAGUAAAGAGGUUGAGGAUCUAUUCUCAGGGGUACUCAGUCCAGAGGGUCAUCAUCAAGCUGGCUCCACCAAUACACCAACAUCAGGAGUUGAUGUCAAUUCCCAUUCAACAAGCACAACGACAGCAAGCACAGCAUCCCAACAGCAGCAGCAACAUCAUCAUCACCAUCAGCAACAACAACAACUCCAGAAGCAACCUCUACCGCAUCUUCCUCUUACACAGCAGCUUGUACAGGCUGCUAGUAUUGGACAUUCAGUUGCAAGCCCUGCUUUCAGUCCAGACUUUGCUGAGCCACCAAGUCCAUGGCCUGGAGGGGGUGGUGGAGGUGGGGGUGGAGAGGCUGAUGGAGAAACCCUGUCUUACAACCAGCGCAAUAUCAAGAAGUGGGAGAAGGAUGAACCUCUUGGUCACCAGGCAACAAUCUCACCUGUCCUCUAUGCAAAUAUCAACUACCCAGAUCUCAAGAAGGAUUUUCCAGAUUGGCCUUCAAGAGCGAAACAGAUUGCCAAGUUAUGGAGAAAGGCAGGCUCUGGAAACAAGAAACCAUUCCUGCAACUUGCGAGGGAGAAUCGUGCCGCACAACGCAUUAAGGAAGCCCGGAAGAUCCAUCAACAGAAGCGUCAGAAGUUUGAUGGUGCCAUGGUCGGUGAGAGCCAGGAUGGGUCUGGCAUCAGGGCACCACUCCAACAAGGACAGCAGCCGCAGCAAUUGCAGCAAGGACAACAACCAUCGACAAUGGUUCCUCAGGCGCAACGGAGCCCAAAGUCAUUGCCAGGUACACCUAUGCCAGGAACACCUAUACCAGGAACUCCCAUGUCUCCUGCCAAUGAAUUGCCACAUUCCAACUUAAUGAACGCAAACAACCAGAGCCUGUCUGGUCAUUCUGGACUUCCUGUGCAUAUGCCACUGUCAAACCAAUCACCAGGAGCCAUGAAUGUUGACUCCAUGCCACCAUCUCCUAUGGUAGCACAACCAUCUAACAUUCAUCUUCAGUCUGGAAGGAGUGGAACGCCCAGCGUGUUAGCAGGAAGAUCUCCUCAUCAUUCAGAAGAGAUAAGCCAUGGUGUUGUUGGUGGUGUUAACACUCAUCAGCAGCACUUGGCAUCCCUGAUUGCAGGACAAGGUGUUACUCCUACAUCAUCCAGCAACCACUUGCCUGUAUCAAACAACCAGUCCAUCAUUGAUAGGUUACAGUCUCCAGGAAUGCCUCAUGGUUCUGCAUCACAAGUGCCUCCUGGUAUGGGAAACAUGUCUCCAGCUCAUGCAAUGUCAGUGGGGUCUCCAGCACAUGCAAUGUCAGUGGGGUCACCAGCUCACGCAAUGCCAGUUGAUAUGCCUAUUCAUUCACCUCAGCAGGCUCCGUUCAUGAAAAACCAAGUAUUUCAAGAUGGUGCCAGCAACCAGAGUCUGUCACCUGCAGCUGCUUCUACCCCUGCUGAUAGAGUAGGUUUGAACGAUGGCAACAAACAUGCACAAAAACAGCACAUAAGACAGUUAUUAGUGAGACAGCAGGAGAAACGACGUAUGCGUCGAGAACAGCAGCAAAUGCAGAAUCAGAAUUGGAGUGGGGAAUCACAUCAGCGUCCUCCACCUCCCUAUCCAGCUAAUGCUUCAUCAGAUCAGAUAUCUCCUGCUACAAAUAGUGAGCAAAUGAACUCCUUCCCUGGAACACCUAACACGCCAAGGCCAGAAGCUCCUACAUUCGUAACUCAAAGGUCCCAGGAACAGUUCAAUUUAACCCCAGAACAGACAGAUGAAGCGUGGAGGCCAGGACAGUUUACUCCUGGUCUCCAACGAAGAGCUAGUGAUGGGGGAAGCCGCAUGCCUGGGCCCGGACAAUUCAUUGAAUUGAGGAGAAUAGAGCAAGGAGCAAGAAUGCCAGUGUCAGGGCCAUCAUUGUCACCAAGACCACGAAACAUUGCCCUACUCCAGGAGAAGCUCCAUCAAAGAGCUUUGCAACAAAGAACUGCCCUGGUGGGGUCAAACCCAUUAGAUCCCUAUGAUCAUAUGGUGAGGCAACAAGCCAAUAAUAGGACACCUACACCCCGGCAAAUAAUGACUCAUCCAAACUUUCAUGGCAGGUCACCUAUGAUGUCUCCAAUGGGAGAUCAUCCUGCCCAACAACCUCAUUUGCCAUUCCAACAACCAACUCCUCCUUUCCAAGGUCCUAACACAAACGCAAUUCAGAAUCACCAACCCAGAAUUCAUAAUACAAUACCUGCUCAGCAACCAGUAUCAUUGCAGAGUGACCUUCAUUUGCCACCCGGUCAGGAUCCAACAAUCACACCUCAGCCAGAUGACCAUGAUGCGCAAUUGGAAGAUCUGUUGUCUGGUGAGCUUGAUCUAAUUGACUUUGCAGGAACUGAUUUGGACACUAACAAACAUUCUGCUGAAAACCAACAACUUUUCAAAGAUUUUGGUUUGAGUGAUGAGGCACUUGAUGAAACAGCUUCCACAAGUAACACUCCUAAGGAUUCAAAUUCUUUGAAGGUGGAAAAUGGCAUACUUCCAGCUGCUACAGAGAAAAGUCAUGAACAGUCUACCUCCAUGGAGCCAACUAGUUCAGAAAAAGAAACUGAUAAAGUGUUAGAAGACAAGUCUGUUUCUAAUGAUCUAAAACAGUCUGAAAGCUCAGGUGUAUCUUCGGAUCAAACUAAAGUGGAAGAAACCAAAAGCUCAGAAACAAGCAGUGUACCUGACAUUGGAAGAGACAUUGCUACUGCAAGUAGUCACACUUCUGAAGAGUCUUCUAAAGAUUUGAUGAGUCACAAUGACAAGCCAUCACCACAAUCAAAAGGAAGUGAUCCUUCUGAUGCAGUUUCAAAAGAGAAAACUGGUCUUCAUAUUGACAGUGUAAGUACUUCGGAAUCUGUUCCUACUGUUUCUUUGUCAGCAUCAGCCUCUGUGUUACAAACAAGUACCGUAGUUCCAGUCUCUUCAAGUUCAAGUGAGGCGCCCACUAUAUCCACAACUUCUUUGGGUGGAACAACAAUCAAAAUAGAACCAGUGGACAAUCCUCAAACAAACUGUGAAAAUAAUGAAAUUUCAACUGCCAUUUCUGAUGAGAUGAUAAACACAUCAAGUGGAUCUCAAGUCCUAGAGAAACAACAGUCCAAUACCCAGGGACCUUCAGGUAAUUCUUGUCCAAGCUCGUCAUCAGGGGAAGCGCAAAAAACACAGAACUCUUCUGUCAGUGUGCCAAGAGGGGAUGUCCCAACAAUUGACCAGAUUGCUGCCAACAUUUCUGGUCCUGUGUCAAGCAUUCAGCCAAACAGUACUUCUCAACUGCCAGUUGCUUCAGUUGGCUCUCAGACAGUGGUAUCUUCCCAGCCUACAAAUAGCGAUGGCACUCAAUUACAAACAAGUCAAACUCUUGUAACGAGUGUUGUGAAUGCACCUUCACUUGUUUCUACUAAUCCUCAGAGAAGACCACCUCUGCUCCAUGAACAACCUCUUCUUCUCCAAGAUCUACUUGAGAAAGAGAAGAAAGAGCAACAGAAGCUGCAACAACAGUCUGGGAAUAUAGAAGCAGCCGUCUCUGGAAAAGUAGAUCCAAAAGCCAAGGCCCAAGGCUCUGAUCCAUUUCUGGAUAAUCUUGAUCUUGAAAGAUUACAGGCUGAAGCAAAGAUGAUUGCUAAAGAAACUGAAGAUUUUACCAUCAAACCACCUGGGCCACAUGCACAGCUUCUUCUUGCCAUGAAUCGCCAAUACCAGGUGCAAAUGCAGCAACGCCAUUUAACAGAUCAACAAUCUGGAACCAAUGUGCCACUGAUUCCUCCUGCUUCUCCAGGGUUACGACCACCUAGAACCCCUCAGAGUGUAGAAUUUGGCAGUGUUGAUUCUGUAAAGGAUCCAAUAAGAAGCAACAGCACAGACUUGUUCAAGCAAGGACAGACUGUUCCUCAAGGACUGCAAGGAGUGUCACAUGUAAAUGCUCAUGGACAAGAAGUAGGACCAUUUUCUCCAGGCCACCCACAAAUGCCUAGUUUCCCACCUGGUCCAAGGUUCUCUACCCAUGAAAACAUCCCGACACAUCCUAGUCCAGGACCUGUCUCACCGAUGUCACCAAUGACUCAGAAUCACUUUGGAAUGAGGCCUCGGGGUCCCAUGGUUGUACAGAAUGCUGGAAUCGGGGGACGCCCACCAAUGCCAGGAUCAGGCAUGCACAUGCAAAGUGAUCAGAUGUCAGUGCCAAUGCAUGGCAUGCAACGGCUUCCUGGGCCUGGUCAGAGAAUGGGAAUGCCAGUUAUUAACAGAAUGCCUGGCCCACAGGUUUCUAACUUCAGAUUUCCUGGUAGAUUCAUGUCUCAGAACAUGCAACGAAUGCCAUCUCCAUUCUUUGGUGUGGGCAUGGAUGGAAUGUCACAUGCAAUGAUGAACUUUGAUCCAUAUGACACCACAGAAGAAAAAGCUCCUGAAGAUACCAGUACUCCUGAGUAUGAAGAAUGGAUAUUUAACAAAGAUCGUAAACUACAACUUAGGUUGAAAUUCUUUGAAAACGAGGUUGGUAAAGAGAGAAAGAAGAAGAAGGCUCUGACAUCUAGACAGCGAGCCUGCCGCAAAAACAACAAAGUGUUUUCUGAAAAUGACAGACUUGAACUCGAAGCAGUGCAGCAGAGACAUUCUAAGCAGCAGAAAUAUUUGGAAAAUGUACGUAAGCUGCAAAGGCAACAUGCUAUUCUCCUGCAAGAAUUUCGGAUGAAGCAACAACAGAAACUGUCAUCGAAUCAUUCACCCUUGGGUCAUCAUAAUCCAAUGAUGCCAGGAAUGAUGUCACCACAAGGAAUGAUGAUGCAAGGGCAAGGACCUAACCCUGGCAUGCACAGUCCCAUGAUGGGUGGACAACAUUCUCUAAUAGCUCCAGGUGGGACAUCACCAAAUAUACCUCAGCAAAUGCUGAUCAAUCAGGGAAUGCAGUCUCCAUCUGCCUCAAUGAUGCAGGUGCCUCAGUCUGGAAUGAUACCCCAAGGUCAGAUGAUGGGCCAUGUUUCACAGCAAGUUCCGCAUCCCAUGCGAUCACCAAUGUCUGGGGAGAGACCUCCAUUUGUUGUUCGAUCAGGUCAGCAGUCUCCAAUGAUGCAUGGAAACCAAAUCAUGCAAUCUGGAAAUGGAGGAAUGAUGGUCAUGCCAGGACAGACUAGUCCGAUGGUUUCAAGUUCAAUGAUUCAAGGUGGAAACCAAAUUACCCAGGGUCCAAUGAUGACAAAUAGCAGGCAACCAUCUCCUCUCAUGCCUGGCAGUAAUCCACAGACACCAAUGAUGCCUGGCAGUAAUCCACAGACACCCAUGAUGCCUGGCAGUAAUCCACAGACACCGAUGAUGCCUGGCAGCAAACCUUCAACUCCAAUGAUUCCUAUUAACAGCCCACAGGCCCAAGGUAUGCCAGGGAACAAUCAAACAAACAUGUUACCCGGUGGAAUUAGCUUACAACGGGGUACAAAUUCCCAACAGAUUCCUGUACAACCUUCCCAGCAAUCACCAAUGUCACAUGCAUCUCAUCAGGGUAGCAUUGGUGCUUCUUCACAGCAGCAGUCUCCCAUGGCAGCACAAUCACCAAUGGUUCCCCAAUCCCCAAUGGUGCCUCAUUCUCCGAUGGUUCCUCAGUCACCUAUGGUUCCUCAAUCACCCAUGGUUCCCCAGUCGCCCAUGGUCCCCCAAUCACCCAUGGUUCAUCCAGGACAGCAGUCACCUGUUGUCUCUUCUGGGCAACAACAGUCUCCAAUGAUGGUACCUCAAAGCCAACAGAAUUCUCCCGCCGUUCAAAAUAGCGAGCAGUCACCUAUCACUGCUGGUAGUCGCCAAUCACCAGCAGUGACACCAGGUGUUCCAUCCCCCAUGGUGCCCCCUGGAGCCCAAUCCCCUAUGAUGCCCCUUGGAGGUCAGUCACCAUUGAAGCAAGCUGGUCAACAAUCCCCCAUGGUUCUAGCUGAUCAACAGUCUCCUCUAGUUUCUCAGGGUCAAUCAUCAGGUCUAAACAGCAGUCACCCUUCUCCUAUGAUGCCACCACCUUCACCUAUGAUGACUCAUCCUGGACAGCAGUCACCAGUAGCAUCAUCAGCAAAUCAAGGUGCUUCUGUUAGCAGUCAGCUUCAACCAAGGCAAGCUGGAACACCAAUGCAAUCCCCUAUCCAAUCGCCAAUAUCUGCUAAAUCGUUACCACAACAGCCUCCAAUUGAAAAGCGCAUGCAGAUCAAUAUUGGACAAGACAACAAUCCAUUUAGUGAAACAUUCCAACAGAGGGAGAGAAUGGAGCGGUUACGUGAGCAGCAUGAGAGACAAAGAUUGCAGCUUGCCCAGGAACUAGAGCAUGUGAGAGCUAUGCAGAGAUAUGAACAACAACAACAGCAGCAACAACUCCAUAGUUCUCAUAUGUUCAAUCCACAUAGGCUUCCUAGUCCACACCAAGCACAGCAGCAAGGCAGUGUUGGCCAAUUCAAUCAAAUGCCUAACCCAGGCAUGGUGUCUCCUAGCCAAGUUCCUCCAGUUCAUAGCAGUUCUGUAGGCAUACGUCCUCCAUUUCCAUCUCCACAAGCCCCUCUACAGUCACCUGUCCAAUCACCGUUCCCGAGGGAGCCCCUACAACCUGGGAUGAUAUCAUCUCAAAGUUCAACACCAACUACAGAAGGUUUUCCAAUGCCACCAAGUUACCCAGGAAUGCAGACCAAAGUACAAAAGCCAAAGAAGAAGCGAGCAAAGAAGAAAACAGGUGAUCCUUUCAGCCCAAAUCCAACUACAGUACCUCAAACCCCAGUAGGAGUCCUUGAUGAGAGUGCCGUUUUGGCUGCGAUAGGUCAUUCUCAAGAUAAAGGAGGUAUGGUAAUGAGUGUACAAAAUAUCCUUCAGAAUACUUCACCUGGAAGUGCUACACAUCAAGCUUUGCAGGCCAUUAUGGCUAAUGAUCCACAUGCCAAUGUGGACCUUGCAAAACUUCAACAGAGUCAAGCAAUGUUGAUGAUUGGAGACAUCAAUGCCAAAGCUGCCAAGGAUGGGCUUUUGAAAAACAAUCAAAAUCAACUUCUGAAACAGCUAUUGCAAGGACCUUCAAUUUGUGCAUCUGGAAUUGUGAAAUCAAUACCCAGCAAGCCUGGUGUACCGAAUCAGUUAGACAAAGUCACAGGAGAGACUAGCAAUUCAGAGAAUACACAAAUGCGACAAGAAUUUGAUUUAGCUGUGGAUAUGCAAGAUGAAGAAGGUCCGAUAAAACUGACAUCAGAGCAGCAAAAGCAACUGGAAAUAAUUGAGCAAUUACCUUAUGUUAAGAAAGAUGGAAAGCCUGCUGAAAAUGAUUUGCAAAUUUUACUUGAAAUCCACAGACAAGGGAAGAUUGACUAUCCCCCUCCACAAGAGACCAAAGAAAAGCCCCCUGCACCCCCUGUAGUUCCACCAUCACCCCAACCCACAGUCAAACAGCACAAACACAAGGAAAAGAAAAAGCACAAAGAGAAAAAGUCCAAAAAGAACAAGGAAAGUAGGUUUUCAUCAGUGGAGGAACUGAUGGCUGCCCUGAAGCAGAUGCCUAUGCUGCAGUUAACUGAACCAGAGGUUGGUGUUAACUUUUCCCUCUGCCCUCUCUUUGGAAGUGGAACGGUGAACGGAGGAACCCGGCUACGAGGUGCCUUUGGACAUGCCAUCUUGGAUGGGGUUCCAGACUUUUACGAUCAUCUUCUGUCGGGCUCUACGUCGGACACCAAACUCAAGCUACCCCUUGGAGUGGUGAAUGGUCCCACUUCACUCAAGGAAAUUGGAACCAAAGGACAAGUAGCAGGGGAUAUAGUGAUAUCAUCAUCGCCGGAAUGCGAGGAGAGUGAAGCUCAGGAGCCAAGUAAGAUGAAAGGACUACGUCUCUUUACCCAGGAUGUAGAACAGGUCCUGGCCAGUCAGAAGCGGUCAGGAUCACCUACCAUUCCCAUCAUCAAGCCAACUCCAAGGAAAGCUGAAGCAGGGUCUUUAGGGAAAGGCAACACUGUCCAGGUAACCUUGAAGCUGAUGCCGGAAGUAACACACAAUGUGGAGGGAGUCCUUGCUGCCUUCUCCAAGCUCCUAGGGAUCAAGGAACCAUCUAACUUUGAAGUAGUCAAUGAGGCAGGGCAGAAAGAGAGGAGAGGGAAGUGGUCACAAAGUACAAGUCCUAUUGCAGAUGUAGCAUUGAAGAUAUCUCCAGAGAAAUCUUCUGUCUCGCCUUCCCCUCUCCCACCUUCAGUGAAGCCCAUCAAGAUUACCUCCAAGUCAUCUGUGCUUAGUGGCUCAUUGGACGACCCGAAGCUACACUUCUGCAGGCACUGUGAUGUCCUGGUCGUAGGAGAGGGUGUUCGUAAAUCUGCAACACCUACUGACAAGAAUGUAGUCUUCUGCAGCGGUGCAUGCUAUCUCCAGCAUACUAUCUCUUUGCGGUCACAGGUUGCACGCACUGAAGUCAAUGCAGGACGGGUAGUCAAUCACCGGAGCUCCGACCCUCAGGCCAGUCCGAUGGAUGUCUUGUCACCCAAAGCCAGCAUUUCCUUGCCAACGUCCCCCUGUACAAUUCCAAAGACACCACCUCAGUCCAAGUCAACGCCGAUCUCGCCUCGUUCUCAGCCUGCACAGCCUGUAGUCUCCUCGCCUGUGGCUGCUCAACCUGCGCACACCUCCUCAGAGGGAACAACUGCAACUCCAUCAUCUAAUCAAGAGGUUUCACCAGCCAGGGAAGAGAAGAUGAUGACUGAUGCAGAUGAAUUGAAAGUUACUAUCAGCGAGUCAAAGAUUAGUGAGGGUGGCAGGGAGGAAUUGAGACUCACUCUCAAGACUGGAACAAGGAGGAGACCUGCAAUUGGAGAUGAAAUGCCUUUGAUAAAGAAAUGGAAGAACAUCAAGUGGCGUCGCUGGCAUGGUUCAUUUUCUGGUGGCAAGAAAUACAGACCACCUAGUGAUCAGGAUAUAGGCCAGUUAAUCAAGAAAUUAGGUACUUCACUGAGACCAAGUGAAUCACUGCGAGAUGCCAGGUGUUGUGUGCUCUGUAAUGGAUUAGGAGAUGGAGAGACCAAUGGCCCUGCGAGGUUGCUGAACCUGAAUGUAGAUUCAUGGAUUCAUCUCAACUGUGCUCUGUGGUCCGAUGAGGUGUAUGAGACCCUCAAUGGCUCACUGAUGAAUGUUGAGACGGCCAUCAAACGAGGGCGCACCUGCACCUGCUGCUAUUGCAGCAAGCUUGGAGCCACCAUCUCCUGCAACAAGCAACGUUGCUGCAAUGUCUACCACUUUUCCUGUGCCAUGCAGGACCACUGUAUGUUUUUCAAGGAUAAGACAAUGAUGUGUCCACUCCAUGCUCCAUCUAGACCUACUGAGAGCACCCUGCAGUCACAUGUUGUUUUCAGAAGGGUGUACAUCAAUAGAGAUGAACAUAAACAAGUAGCAAACAUCAUGACGAUGACAGAUCGCAGGUUCACAGUACGAGUUGGUAGUCUUAUCUUCAAGUCUCUGGGACAACUUCUACCUCAUCAGAUGCACCUGUUCCAUUCCCUCACCUCCAUCUAUCCUGUUGGUUAUGAAUCCAUCCGUCUGUACUGGAGCAUGCGUUACACCAACAAGCGAUGCAGUUACUCCUGCACCAUCCAGGAUCAGGGUGGGAGGCCAGAGUUCAGCAUCCGCAUUAUGGAGCAAGGUCAUGAGGACAUCAUCUUCAGAGCAGAUACUCCAAGGAAUGUAUGGUACAAGGUGUUAGAGCCGAUUGCCAAGCUAAGACGAGAUGCAGACAUGCUCAAAGUCUUUCCAACCUUCCUGACUGGUGAAGAUCUUUUUGGCCUUACUGAAGCAGCAAUCCAGAGGAUCACUGAAUCGCUUCCUGGAGUUGACCUUAUCCAGCACUAUACUUUCCGAUUUGGACGAUCACCUCUGAUAGACCUACCCCUGGCUGUUAAUCCAACUGGAUGUGCCAGGGCUGAACCAAGAAGACAAACACAUCUCAAGAGACCGCAUACACUAACAAGCAACAAGACAUCCCGAGGCUUCCACACCACUCUAGCCGGAGAAGUGGCAUCUCCAUACAACAAGCAGUUUGUACACUCCAAGUCAUCGCAGUACAAGAGGUUGAAGACAGAGUGGAAGACCAAUGUAUACCUUGCAAGAUCACAGAUCCAGGGCUUGGGGUUGUAUGCUGCCCAUGACAUCGAGAAGCACACCAUGGUCAUCGAGUACAUCGGCACUCUCAUCCGUAACGAGGUCGCCAACAAGUGGGAACGCGACUAUGAAGCUGCCAACCGUGGUGUCUACAUGUUCCGAAUCGAUGACUACACUGUAGUGGAUGCCACAAGGAGCGGUAACCCCGCCCGCUACAUCAACCACUCCUGCAACCCCAACUGUGUGGCAGAGGUGGUGAACUUUGACAAAGACCAGAAGAAGAUCAUCAUCAUCUCUAGCCGAAGACUGCAGAAGGGUGAAGAGCUGACCUAUGACUACAAGUUUGAGAUUGAGAAUGACCAGAACAAGAUUCCUUGCCUGUGCAAGGCACCCAACUGCCGUAAGUGGAUGAACUGAACUGACACACUAAUUACUGGACAUGCCGAAGGACACACCCAAGGACUUCCCUAACCAUAGACUCUCUGUUGCUGAAGAGGAAGAAGUCCUGGCUCUAGAUCUCAACCAAGCAUUCAGUUCCUGUAAUGCUGAUGCAAGAUACAGUUUGAGGGCAAGAAAUAUCUGUUUUUAGUCAGCCAAAAACAAUCUGAAUGAAUAAAGAAAAGGUAUAGGUGAUGAUAAUAUCUGCAUGACGACAUAUAAGUAAUGAGUAAUCAAACACAAGAUGUAAAACAAACCAUUCUCUAUGAUGUGAUAUUGAGAAGACCCUAACAUUGUCACAUCUCACAUGAUAGUAAAUUGAAAAGAAUUGUGGAAAAGAUGGAAAUGAUCAUUGUGAGCUAUCAUAUUGUUCUUGUAUUAAGAUGUUAAAAAAUAUUCUGAACGAUUCCCCUUCAAAACCUCUCAUAUCCACGGUUUGGUAGAAUAACGGCUGAAAUGGCCCCGCCAAGAAUUUGUGUAUAUCCUAUCCAUGCUUUUUGUAUGCAGUACAUGUGAGUCACUUUUAGACUAUUUCUUCCAAUAUCUAAAAUCAUGAUCAUAUUAGCUAGAAUAAAGCUGCGAGUGGUUUCAUUGCCAUCAAGAUAUUGUUCAACAUUGAAUCAUGGACAUACAACAGAUUAAAUUAAUAAACAUUGUCUAUAAAAUGAUUUAUUUAGUCAGUUAUCAUGUGAUUGUCAUAAAGCCUGUAAUCAUGCAACUCAUUAGACGUUAAUUACAAGUACAAGUUAUAUUGAUAAUUUUGUAACUUCUGAAGGUUUCCAUGGCGAAGAAGAAUAGUGUAGUACACCAUGUAUCUUUCUUGGGCCAACACUUGCCACAAGAAAGAUACAUGGUGUACCGUGAAACCUACUACACUACUGAUAAUUUUAUAAGGAAAAUAAUAAUGUUGAUUAAUGAAAUGUAAAACUAGGGAAUUACAUCAUUCAUUUGAAAUGACUAAUUUGGAGAUUUUAUUGGCAGCCUUCAUUGGCACUCGCCAAUUCUUGUUUUGAAUUUAUGAAUGAUAAAAUCACCAGGACUUUAAUUGCAUUACUGACCAAGCUAAGUUAGACUUCUUGGAAUUGGCACCCUUUUGUAUCAUGCAUACAAGGAAAUCAUGAUAAAAAAAAUCCAUCUUCAGUUUUUAACUCGAUGACAAUAUCCCUUAACAUUUCGAAGCUAAGACAGAUUGUAUCCAUACUAGAAUGCAAACAAAGAAUUGACUAUUUGUAAUCAUGCCAUCCAAUCCUUAAUGUGGUUUACAUGAUGAAUCAUGCUGAGUGUUUUUCUGGCUUUGAGAUUGAUUCAAAGUGUCGUUCAGACCUCUGGAACUAAAUGCUCAAAUGGACUGAGGUAAUCAUGUUUUUGUUCUUGUAAUUGUGAUAGAAAUCAUGGGUGAUAGAUGCAUCUAUAUUUGGGAAAAAAUAGACAUAUUCCACAGUCAAACCAACAAACCGACUCAGAGCCGUCCGUUGGAAGUUGUUUAAAAUAAUGUAAUAGCUUUGAUCAGUAUGGGUUUGGUUUGAUUGAUGCGACUCUAUUACUUUGUUUCAGGAAUGCUUGUUUGGGUUACUAUUCCUGCACCGAUUGGUUGAGAAACGACAGAAUAUGAUACUACAUGUAAUACAAUAUAAUGCUUUUGCAGAAGCAAUGCAGUCAUGCAUCAGACAUCCUUCCUUAACAAAUGAGUCGCAUGUUCCUUACCUUGACUCUGAACGAGAAACUUCCAGGCAUACCGUAACAAAUAUAUAUCACCUGCUGUGACAAUACAUUUGUGACUUGACUGACAUUUGGCAAUCUAUAUAUAGUAUAUAUUUCAAGCCACAGUUUGCAGUGUUUGAGUUCAUAGAAAAGUGCUUAUAUAGUUGCUAUGAUGCAACAACUAUGAUUUUGCGUUUUCAUACGCAACACUAAAUAUUACAUGAAAUAUUCUGAAUAUAUUUUUAUCAUUUACCAGUUUGGAAUUAAAUACUAGCAUCAUACAGCUAUUUGAAUAGAAUAGUUAUUUUGCUUGCAUUCAUGUUUAUGGUACAUUGGAUUUUAUAUUCUAUUGCCCAAUUCUUGGUUUUAACAAAUGGUUUCAAUACACUUUGUCAUAUUUGAAAUGAAGUAUUUGAACUUGUGUGAAUCAGAUAAAAGAGGAAAUUCAUUGCAAAAGUAUUUUGAGAUAAAAUGAGUCAUUCCGAUGUUGUGUAUACUGUACAAAUUGUCUAAUUUCUUCAUUGUACAUAUGUAUAUAGUCUUGUAUGUUGCAUGUAUGAACAUGACCGUUUGUUGGUUUUUGUAGUUUUAAAUGAAAACUAUUUUGAAUAUAAUUUGGAGAGAGAGACCAGAAUGAAAUAUCUAUAGUGUAAUACCAUGAAUUUCUGUAUUGAUAUGUUUAUAAAUAAUUUAAGAAUCUGUACAUAUUUACCAUUUUUCUUGUUUUCUUGUGCAUGGCAGAGAUAUUACUAAAUUGAAUUGUAUAAAAAUACAGUUGUCAACAAAUUUGUAUAGUUUGUUACAAUCUGUGUGUAUUUGCUACUUAUGCACAGCCUGAAAUGGUCUUUUCCUUCCUCUUAUUAAUAAAUUUUAUAUUAGGUACCUCAUCAUUGUGUAAAAUUUUUAAAUUGAAAAUUAUCAUGUUCAUACAAUGACAAGAAAAUGAAUUUUGUAGGCCCUUCUUGUGUAGUGUCUGUGUAUAUAUUCAUGAAAUCUUUGCUAUGCCAGUAUUACUUUGUUUUCCUUCUCUCUGUCUCUCUUUCUUUCUCUGAUGAUGUCUAGACUGAGAAUAGGAAGAUGUUGAGAGGGACAAUAUCAGCAUAUGUUUUUGUUGUCUUUAUUUGCAGUAAUAUUGGACUCUGAUUAAUAGUAUGGUGCUUUAUGGGUAAUUAAGAAAAAAAAAUGUAAAUUUUGUUUUUGCCAACUUCAAAUUUUAGAUAUAUUAUGUGGAUUAUAAUUGUGGCUGUGUUGUAUAUUAAGAUUUUAUCAUCAUUGGGAAGAUAAGAAAAUAGUGCUGCAAUUUGAAGGGGAAAAAGAAAAGAAAAGAAAGAGAGAAUGGCAAAGAAUUAUUUAUCAAAAAUUAUUUUGGUGAUGUAUUGGGUUUGCUGGUGUGUAUAAUAAAUUUUAUGCGCAGGAAUUCAUUAGUGUUUGUAUACAUUAAUUUCUUUCUAAUUUCAUUUGCAAUAUGCUAACAACAAUUGGUGAAGUAGUGUAGUGAUUAAAGAUUAUGUGACCCGCGUGAUUAGAAAGAACACAUUUUUUUAGAGGACAAUCUCUUUUAUUAAAAGGUCAAAUUUACUAGUUUAAAGUCGAGUUGAAUUAAUGGUAUUUACCAAGAUGAAUAUAUAAAACUAGAGACUUUGAAAUACUACAUGAGAGCUAUAUCUGAAAUCAUGAACACUUUCCUAUCUAGUUGAUACAUUAUCUACUGAAUUGUUCUGAAUUAUAACAUAUUGUAUAUUGGGGGGAGGGAUUUUUUUUCAGCCAGGCCUACAUCAGAAACAGUAGGAGAAUGCAUAUUUUUGAAUGUCAUUUAAUAUGUUUGCUCUGCGUCGAGUGUAUUGUAUUCUUAAAGGUAACCUAGCGUUUCCAUCUUUAACAAAUUAUAUUUUAUCAUAAUGUGAUUUCUGAGGUUGUAGAAAACGAUGUGUGACUUGAUAUUUUCCUUUUGACAAUACAAGUAUAUAUAUAUAUAUUUGAAAUAUGGGAAAGGGAGAGAAAAUGUUUAAUAUAUCGAGAAAAAAAAAAAAAAAAAGUUUUGCCUGUAAAUUGUGAAUAUGAUUACAGCAGCUUUGAGAUAUUUUUACCACAUUCUUUAACCCUCCCCCAGUUUACCUUUCUUGUAUAUGACUACUAGGUAUGCAAAUAAGAAAUUUCCAUAGUCUAUUUUGAAAUAGUUUGUAGGUCCCUCUGUAAUGUGUAUAUGUGUUCAUAAUGUUUCUCUUUAGUGAUGUGUCAAAACCUGAUUCUUCAAGAGUUGCGUUUUUAACAAAGUCGUAUAUUUUAUUCCACCUUUUUUCAGUAUAGGUAUUUUGUAAACAUUUUGAAUAUUAAAAAAAGGUACUACUGGUUGAUCCUACAGUGACCCUAUGAUUGGAAUAAAAUCUGCACUUGAUAUUGUUUGAUGGCACUCAGUAACUGUUCUGUAAAUAAUCGUUGAAUUAAGUUUUGUGGGCCUGGUUUCAGUUAUCUCUUCAUUUUUUCUCCCUGCUGUAUUUGUUCUUUUCAUGAUAAAAAUGCAUGUGGUGUAGUGGAGUGUGUUGUCAUUGUACAUGUACUUUGUUCUUUUUUUUGUCAGCAAACGUAUUUGCCAAUAAAGUAUCAAACCUUUCAGAGAAAUAGUAA